Molecule: messenger RNA, 927 nt
Organism: Bacidia gigantensis
Lineage: Eukaryota; Fungi; Ascomycota; Lecanoromycetes; Lecanorales; Ramalinaceae
Exons: 2
Coding region: 1-927 (308 amino acids)
Source: RefSeq, a predicted model, not a curated record
AUGGCCUAUGAGCCUACUAUAGAACAUCUAUCUGAUGAUGACGGGUUCAUGUCUGCGGAAUCAAGUUUCUAUGGCGGUGAUGAAGCGAGGCAAGACCUAGAAGCCAGGGCUGGGGCUUUUGACUCAAGCUCUUACUGGGCCUUCCAUAAAUUCCAGCCUUCUGUUAUUGCCUUCCAAGCUACUCAACGAUCAAUGGCGUCUCCAAGAGAAGGGGAGCAAUACAAUAUCUAUGCAGACUACCCUUCAGGUCGUCAACUCGAUGAGACAGUCUCCGACUUUCUUGCUCGCUUGCCUCCUCGCACUAGCCAGAUCGCAGACUCCGGUCCAUGGAUCUAUAUAUCAAAUCCACAGGUAAAGCGAGAAGCGUUGCAUGAAAACAUAAGAAGGUUCAAGGAGCGCGGCGCGGAGCUCCUUUCAACGUUCGGUCAAGCCAAAGAUCAGAUCGAAAACAGUGCUGGAUGGAAGACCAACUCUGUCAUCGGUCGUCAGAUUGCACCCUUGAGAAGACAGCUAGAAAAGAACAUCUUCGCGCUGGCUCGAGAGACAGGCGUCACGGCCGGAAAGUGGAUGCUCUUUCCCGCUCCAGAGGAUGUGGAUCGUAUUUGGUCUCUCAUCGCUCAUGCUACUGUGGAAGGCACUCUGGGCCAUGCUGCAAAGGUUGCGGCUGAUGAUGGGUCAGGUGAUCGUUCGCGGCUGAUCUGUUCGUACAAUGAGGACUUUGCCGAUAUGCAGGCCGUGAAAAGGGUAUUACAGCAACUGGACCGAAUGGGCUUGGUAAAGCAGCGGGGUCCGAUGGGUGAGGAGCGAGGGAUCUAUUACAAGACAGAUGCAUUUACUUGGCUGGAAAUAAAUUCAGGAAACCAGUGGGGUUUGAGAGCGAGUAUGUUCUCCAGUAAAGACGUGUUGAAUGACGGCUGGGAACAUUGA